AUGAAGUUUGCGUACAUGAGGAUGAAGGACAGCACCCGCGACAAGCAUGCUGUCACUGCUUCAUUCUUCUUCAACGCUCGAGGUACAGACCUUGAAAAAUCGACAUCUGGGAUGUAUCGGUCAUUACUGCUUCAACUGCUUCAAGGGUACCCGGAUCUUGAGGUUGUCCUGGAUAAUGCCGAACUAUUUCCUCAACAUCAAGAUGGCUGCCCUCCGCUGAAUGUUCUGAAGGAUACAUUUGAGAAUGCGGACAUGGUCCAAUAUUUCGAAGCCCUGACCCAAACAUCCACUGAAAAGGGCAUCUCAUUCCGAAUCUGCUUUUCAAGUCGACACUAUCCCUAUAUUUCCAUAGAACGUGGGAUCCGGCUCACACUUGAGCAUCAGUCAGGUCACGCGCAAGACUUGGAAACCUACCUCAAAAGCUGCCUUAAAAUCAGAGAGCCUAGGCUUAUCGAAAAGUUGCAUCCAAAAAUUCUCCGAAAAGCCGCAGGGGUGUUCAUGUGGGUCGUUUUGGUUGUUGGAAUUCUAAAUAGAGAGUAUGGACUGGGUGGAUUGGCCUUGGAGAAGAGACUCGAAGAAUUGCCCAGUGAUCUGAGCGAACUAUUCAAAAACAUCUUGAGGCGUGACAAAAACAACUUGGAGGGCUUCCAGCUCUGUAUCCUCUGGAUUCUGUACGCAAAGAGACCCCUGCGGCCUCAGGAGCUCUACCAUGCUCUCUGGAUUGGGUUGUCCCCGAAGGACUUGGUCGACGGUCAGAUCCUAGAUGCCACUGUCUCGAGUGUUGGUGCUGGACCGGAAAAAUGCAUGAUAACCAGAUCUGCUGCUGGUUACUCAAAAGGACUAGCCGAGACCACGGAAGCCACAAGGUCUAGCGAGCCUAUUGUGCAAUUUAUCCACGAGUCCGUCCGAGACUUUCUCAUCAAGGACCGAGGUUUAUAUGAGCUGUGGCCUGAGCUUGGAUUGGACUGCGAAGGUCUAGGUCACGAGAAGCUCAAACAGUGUUGCAACCUCUAUGCGAAUCAUGAUCUGAUCCGUAAAUCUGUCACGAAUUUACCGCCGGAGUCUGACGUCGACCGGCGAACGGAAGCUUUGACGGAAUGCCCAAAAGAAUACCCGUUUCUGGAGUAUGCCACUCAGCAUAUUGUCUUCCACGCGAAUGCAGCGGCGAAAGUCGUCCCUCAAGACGAAUUUUUGUCAUCGUUUGCUGUCUUAGACUGGAUCGAAGCGAGCAAUGCUUUCGAAAAAGUAAAGAAAAACAGGUAUAGCCGGAAUGGAAGUCUGUCUUACAUCCUAUCAAACAAAGGAUGCCCCGAGCUCAUUCGCGCGAGGCCCAAAGAAGAUCCACAUACCCAGGUGCGUGGGGAGAGAUACGACUAUCCGCUCUUUGCUGGUUUGGCCAAUGGCGACAAAGAUACCGUUGCUGCUAUUUUGGACUCCUCCUCCAGCUUUUAUGAGGGCAUCAGUCUCACAGAAGGUCUCAACCACAGGAAGGACUUCAAGGAUUUCAAAUGUCGAACACCGUUGAUUUGGGCGGCCCAAGAGGGCCGGACAGGCAUUGUGAAGCUUCUCCUCCAGAGAGGGGUCGACAUCAACGGUAUGGAUACUAAGUGGGGAACACCACUUAUUUGGGCCUUAAAAUGUGGCUACGAGACAUUUGCAAGAUUUCUCGUUGAAAGGGGAGCCGACGUCAAUGCUAGCGUGAAAGGUGGGCCAAAACCCCUGCAUUUAUCCGUGCAGGGGGGUCAUGAAGCAAUGGCACGGCUUUUAAUUGACAAGGGCGCCAACGUCAAUGACAGCACAAGCUCGGGAGAGACAAUCCUACAUUCUUCCGCGACUAGUGGUCAUGAGAAAAUAGCAAGGCUUCUUGUUGACAAGGGUGCUGAUGUCAACGCCAGAGAUGAUGAAAGAAGGACACCUCUACAUAAUUCCGUGUUUCGUGGUCAUGAGGCGUUGGCCAGGCUUUUUAUGGAUCAGGGCGCCGAUGUCAAUGCCGUCAAUAAGUAUGGAUCCACGCCCCUACUGAAUGCAUCCUCGGAACAUGGUCAUGAGGCGAUAGCAAGCCUCUUGAUCGACAAGGGCGCCGAUGUCAAUGCCCGCAAUGAUUAUGGAGAUACACCCCUACAUACAUCCUUAAAAUACGGUCAUGAGACAAUAGCAAGCCUUUUGAUCGACAAGGGUGCUGAUGUGAAUGCCCAAAAUGAGUGGGGAGACAUACCCCUACAUACAUCCUUAAAACGCGGUCAUGAGGUGAUAGCAAGCCUUUUGAUCGACAAGGGCGCCGAUUUCAAUGCCCGCAAUGAUUGUGGAGAUACAUCAUUACAUACAUCCUUAAUAUAUGGUCAUGAGGCAAUAGCAAGCCUUUUGAUCGACAAGGGCGCCGAUGUCAAUGCCGUCGAUCAGGAUGGAUACACACCCCUACAUGCAUCCUCGGAACAUGGCUUUGAGGCGAUAGCAAGACUUUUGAUCGAAAAGGGCGCCAAUGUCAAAGCCAGACAUGUGUAUGGAUGGACACCACUCCAUCUCUCCGCGCGUCGUGGCCACGAGACAAUAACAAGGCUUCUGGUUGACAAAGGAGCCGAUGUGAAUGCUCGCGAUAAAGAAAGAAAGACACCACUUCGUCCAUAUGGGAUUAGUUGCAACAAGGCAAUAACGAGGCUUCUCCUUGAUAUGGGGGCCAAAAUUGACAUCUGCGAUGAGGAAGGGUGGACAUUCCUGCAACAAUGCUUGAAGCAUGGCAACGACGAAAUAGCAACACUACUUAUUGAGAAAGGCUCCUUCUUCGAUGUCAAUACCAGUGAUAAAGAUGGGUGGACACCACUUCAGAGGGCCCUGAAUGUUGGAAAACGGCUAGGACCAGGCGUUGAAACACAGGGUGCCGUCUUGCAGUCUCGUACAGGUGCAGAACGCUUGGCAGCCGCAAGCAUACGCUAG
Messenger RNA from Penicillium antarcticum, 2931 nucleotides. RefSeq names its product Pfs, NACHT and Ankyrin domain protein. Gene Ontology annotation, molecular function: protein binding. The record is from RefSeq and is a predicted model, not a curated record. The coding region runs from base 1 to 2931 and encodes 976 amino acids. Lineage: Eukaryota; Fungi; Ascomycota; Eurotiomycetes; Eurotiales; Aspergillaceae. The transcript has 3 exons.